Molecule: messenger RNA, 666 nt
Organism: Thlaspi arvense
Lineage: Eukaryota; Viridiplantae; Streptophyta; Magnoliopsida; Brassicales; Brassicaceae
Source: the annotation of a GenBank genome assembly
GAUAACUUCAAAAAUGCAAUAGUACUUGUAAUUAAAUAAUACAACAAACAAACCAAUACAUAACUUCUUACCUCUAUAUAAAAUCUAUGGCUAUUGGUAAAUGUUUUAUAAAAAAGAUCUCACACACACACAAGUAGUCAAACAAAAAACAUGGCAAACGUAGCUACGUUCAUCUUCUCCAUCCUUUUCUUCAUCUCCACUGCAAGUGCCGCCACAUUCGAGAUCCUGAACCAAUGUGGUUACACCGUAUGGGCCGCGGCAAGCCCCGGAGGUGGCCGGCGUCUUAAUUCCGGCCAGUCAUGGACGCUAAAUGUCCCGGCCGGCACAUCUAUGGCACGGAUUUGGGGUCGGACCAACUGUAACUUUGAUUCUUCGGGCCGUGGCCGAUGUGAGACAGGUGACUGUACUGGUGGGCUUCAGUGUACCGGUUGGGGGCAGCCACCAAACACGUUGGCUGAGUAUGCGUUGAACCAAUUCAACAACUUAGACUUCUACGAUAUUUCACUUGUCGAUGGAUUUAACAUUCCCAUGGAGUUUAGCCCAACAACCUCGAGUUGCCACCGGAUACUAUGUACCGCGGACAUAAAUGGACAGUGUCCGAACGUGUUAAGAGCACCAGGCGGUUGCAACAACCCGUGCACCGUUUUUAAGACGAACCAUACAUUU